Molecule: messenger RNA, 1005 nt
Organism: Emys orbicularis (European pond turtle)
Lineage: Eukaryota; Metazoa; Chordata; Testudines; Emydidae
Product: hepatic and glial cell adhesion molecule-like
Exons: 6
Coding region: 1-1005 (334 amino acids)
Source: RefSeq, a predicted model, not a curated record
AUGGAGGUGAGACGCCCCUCUGUCCCCUUACUGCUCCUGACGCUGAUCAGUUUCUUGGCAGGCAUCGUAAUUAGCCAAGCACUGACUCCCCGCCGCCCGGUGAAUGGAAUUCUGGGAGGAUCGGUCGUGCUGUCUGUGGAUCUAUCUCCCGGGAAAAAUGUGAACAAAAUCGAAUGGAGCUUUCGUGCUGGGACAGGUGUGACGCUCCAGCUGGCUGAGAUCAAUUGGGGGAAGUUUGAGCGACCCGAUCCCAAGGACAGAUUUAAGCAGAGGCUAGAAAGGUACAACGAGACCUCGCUGAGGAUCAAGGCUCUGGAGCUGGGCGAUCGCGGAGUUUAUGAGGCCCGGAUUAGGAUAGUACCAGCAACUGUGGAGGAACAGGCCUUUCUCCUCGCGGUCUAUGAGCCGGUGCCAGCACCGGAGAUAGAGAGUCACUUGCUCUCCAGCACGGCAGCUGGGUGCAAUGUCACUCUCCAGUGUCAGGUGUCUGGCAGGGAAGAGGUUAACGUCUCCUGGAGUAGAGGGAACCCACCCCGAGACCUGGGUGAUUCCGAGCGGUACCAGCUCAGCCCGGAUGGCAGAACCCUUCACCUGUCUCUGCAGCCCAACCUCACGAACUCCACCUUCACCUGCACGGCCAGCAACCCCAUGGACCAGCAGAGCAUCUCUCUUGACCUGCAGAGCAUCUGCCAAAGCAGAGACACAGACACAGACACAGCCAUGUGGAUGGGGCCUCUUUGCGUUGGGCUGAUCGUCGUCACAGCAGCCUGUGUCGGGAUGUGGCUAUGGAAGAAAAGGAGGAAAAAGCCAGUCGGCCAAGCUGCUGUCCCCACGGUCCCGGAGGAGGAAUGUCUUUCAGAGCCCCACUAUGCUGAGAUCAAGAGGAGGAGCCCUCCGGAGGGGGACGACCAGGACCCUGGCUUCCCGAGCGAGAGAACACCGAUCACCACCAUCUAUGAUCAGAUCCGAGUGGUCCCAGCUGGCCCCUCUGAGCAGGUUACCUAG